Messenger RNA from Paramecium tetraurelia, 5823 nucleotides. RefSeq lists its product as uncharacterized. The record is from RefSeq and is a predicted model, not a curated record. NCBI's taxonomy places the organism in Eukaryota, Ciliophora, Oligohymenophorea, Peniculida, Parameciidae. The transcript is spliced from 3 exons.
AUGAUAAUUUUCAUAUAUUUCAUUAUCUUGCAUUCCACAUGGUAAUUUGAAAUAUAAGAAUUGGACUCAUAAUACUAGGUAGCAGAAUAAUUAGUGAAGAUUAGAGAUGAUGAUUUUUAGCUAACAAAAUAUUUUAGCUAUGGCAUAUGGUCUAAAUAUACUCCUCUAAGUGCAAUACCUUAAACUGGCCCAGUUGGAUUACUUGAUAGUAAUUGUUAUCAUCUUCAUCAUAUACUUGAUAGGAGAAGCAAUGAAAUAAAUUUAAUAUAUUACGACUGUCUAGAUUAUGAGGCAAACAAAAUUACAAAGACAAUAAAAUUUGUUAACAAUGAAGAUGAAUAGAAAGAAUAUAUAAUUGAGAUUGAAAUAUUCUAAUACGAAAGUUUUUGGUAUUUUCUUGAAGUGCUUUAAUGGCCCUUAUAAAAACGAUUUGAAAUUUUAAUAAUAUCAUAACAAUAAAUAGUAAUUCAUGGCAUCGAUGAAAUUAAAUAUCCAUUUUUUGGAGAUGAUCUCUAAUUUAGUUUUGGAAAUGGCUUAAUUGUAGCUAAAUCAAGAAUAGAAUCAAUUUAAAAACAUUAAAAAUUCUCAUACUUUCCUGGAAUUAUUAUGAUAUAAAAAUUUUAGAUAUUAGAUGAAUUGACUAUCAUCGAUUGGUUUGAUGAUGUGAAGAGUCUUUUUGUUAAAUAUGAAAAUUGUCGUUGUUAUCCAAAUGAAAUAGUAGAUAUUCAAGAUAUGAAUAUUAAGUCUUCAUAAAAAGGACAGUUAAUAUCUGAAAAUUAAAAUUGUGAUUCUUUUUUUUUAUAAGGAUGGGUAAAAAUCUAAGAGAUCAUUAAGGAAGACAAUCAAUUUAUUUAUCCAUUCAUAAAAUUAUCUGCUAAUUAUGAGAGUUCAACUUUAUCUAGUGAUAACUUAUCCCCCCUUUAAAUUCAAUAUUAAAUAUCAGAUACUUAGAAUAAAAUUAUUGUAAAAACUUAUAGCUACACUUUUCCAAUAGUUUCAAUUGAUUUUACUAAUAAUCCAUUUCUAAUAGAAAAAUCUUUUGAUAUUGUUCAUAGCAUCAAUUUAUGGCAUAAAAUAGAAGUUGAGUUGAUAAGUAAUUAAAUAGAUAUUGAAAUUAAAUUUUAUGAAUAGUAAAUGAUUCAUGAGUAUAGACUUUAAUUAGAAGUGCAUCAAUUUUAAUAAUAUUAAAUGAAAUUGUUGUAUGGAAAUACUUAAUCACUUAAUUCAAAUCACUUGUAUAUCUUAUUAAGAAAUUUCUAUUUUUCUAAUUGCGAUCAGCCUUUUUCUGAUGAUAAUUGUCAUCACAGUUGUCAAGAAUGUGAUGGCCCAACAAAUGAAGAUUGCUUAUCUUGCUCAGAAGAAUCCAAUAGAAUUUAUUUGUCUGAACAUAAAGUGUGUGUCUGUCCUUAUAAUAAUGUUGAUGAUUAUAUUUGUAUCGGUUAUAAAGAAGCAGAGUUAGAAUUUAUUGAUGAAACUAUCUCAAAUAAUGAGUGCCAAUAUGGUUAUUUUGAAUUAGAUAAUUAAUGUAUAAAAUGUCCUUCGAUAAUACGGAAAGAUUUAAUCACAUGUAGAGAAUGUUUGUAAAAUCCAAAAUCUUUUGCUUAUAGCCCAAAUUGUGUAUAUGAUUUAUAUAUAAGUCAAAAUUAACAGACAGAACAACUUUAAUAUUGGUAUUCUAGUUAAUUACUUUUUGAUGGAAAUGAUUUUAAUUAUAUUAGAUCCUUAAGAACAGCUAUAAAUGAUUUUAAUAGUUUAUACUCAGGCUUUUUGUAUCGAUCGAGCUCAUUUUCAUUAUAUUGCAACCCUAAUGAUGACAUAUGCAUAUUCAAGACAUCUGAAAGCUGCAAAGAAUAUGUUACAUCUGUUGCAGGAGUGGUAUGUAAAGAGUGUUAUUAAAAAUAUAUAUUAAAAGACGAUGACUGUAUUAGUAUGUAAAUUGUCAAAGAAAAAGAUUGUGUGCCACCCUUAUAUAAAAGCUCUAAUGAUAAGUGCAAAUUGUGCUCCAAAAAGAAUUGCAUAUACUGUUUUGAAUACCAGAAAGAUGAAUCUUCUUUAAAAAGUACUUUGUAUCAAAAUUUUGAAAGUUUUAAUAAUGAUUAAAUGAUAUAAAUUGGCUGUGCAAUGUGUGAAGAUGGCUUUAUGUUUGACUUUAUAAUUGGGGAAUGUUUAAGAUAAUAGUCAAAAAUUUAAAGUUGUUUAAGAUCAUUUAUCAAUUUUGAUGGUAUCGAAGUAUGUACUCUCUCAAACUAAAAUGAUUUUAGUGUUGCGCCUGAAAUUGUUAAUUGCGAAAAAUAUUACUCUAAUUGUUUAUAAUGUGUUCUUAGUCCUAAAUCCAGGCUGCAAUGCAUAUUCUGCAGAAAAGGUUUUGUGAGCUCUAUUGUGUCAGGAAACUGUAUUUUGAGUACUAAACUUUCCCAAAAUGAGUAAUCCACUUCUGUAAUUUAAGCAGGAACGUAGGAUGAUGCAAAUAUUUAAUUAAUUUAGAGUUUUUAAAUGUAAUUUUUACCUGAUUCUUAUUAUUACUCAAACAAUCCAGGAUAUAUAUUUGAAUACGAUAUUAAAUGUAAAGAAGGAUAUAUGUUAACACAAUCUAAUGAUUGCCAAUAGUAUUGUAGUAGUGAAUGUUUAAAUUGUAAACAGAAUAUUUAAAAUUUCUUUUGCUAGAGAUGCUCUUUAAAUUACUACAAAUAAACUAUGCGAGUUUAAUAUGGUGGGCCAAUGUAUAGCCUGUUCAAAUUUAUGCUAAUAUUAAGAAAUUUAUGUAUAAUCUCUAUCAUAUUUUAGGAACUACAAGCAAAUUUUUAACUCGAGGAAUCAAACAAGUUAUCUACAACAAAAUGUCUAAUACCAAUUGAUGAUUCUCAUAUAGCCAUCAAUCCUUAUUAUAAUAAUGUUAAAUACUGUUUUAAUAAAGGUUGUACAAAUUGGUUUUCAUACUCCAUAUAUUUUGAAAGCUGUAUUAACAUAAGAUAUCGACCAGGAAUAUAUGAAAAUGCUAUAAAUUCUUAAUAUUGCAACCAAGUAGGAGUAGAUUAAUUGACGAUAGAUUAUAUUAUUUAAAUUUUUGAAGAACCUAAAGAUUGUGAUGGAAUCAAAUUAGUUAUUUUAAAUAACUUAAGGAAGACAAUAUUUUCACUAAAGAAAACUCAUAUGAGAUUAUUUUCAGUUGAUAACAAUAUUUUGGGUUCAAGCGGCAGAAUAAACAUAACCAAUUAUGAUUCAGUGGAACUCAAAAACAUAACCUUUAAAAGGUUUUAAGGUUGCGUUUUUAUAAAUCCUGACAAAAAAAUAGAUUUAACAUUAAACAAUUUAAAAUUAAUCAACACCAACUAUCUUGGUUUAGAAAUUUUCUAAACAUAAAUAUAUGGAAAUAUUCUGAUUUAGGAUGUCGAGAUUUUAGAUAGUGUCUUUGUCGAUUCAACUUUUUUUUAGUUUUAAAAACAACCUAUUUUAAUACCAUUCAAAAUAAAGAAUUUGACCUUCAAGAAUUGUAUUUUAAAAAACUCAACGUUAUUUAAUAUUGAUUACUUUUAAAACAUCGCAACUAUUGAAAAUAUCCUAAUUGAAGAUUGCUCGUUAUUGAAUUCUUCAUUUUUCUCACUCUCAACAAUAUUGAACCAAGUCACUUAAAUUAUAUUAUAAGAUGUUGAAAUCAAAUAAUGCAAAUUUGAGUAUUCCUUUUUUCUCAAAAGUCACAGUAAUUUUGAAAUAAAGGGAAAUAAUCUAUUCUUCCAUAAUAACAAUCUUGACAAUUCGGUGAUAAUUGCUUUUAAUGAUAAUACAGAUUUAACCGGAAUUAGAACAAGUUAUAACACUCUUAUUUUAUCUUCAAUUUUAUCAACAUUAUCCCAAACAUACUAAUCAAGGCUGUUAUGCACAAUUGAUGGUUUUGAAGAUAAUUCUAAUGCGUUUUAAGAAUCAAGUUUGAUAAUUAUUUAAUCUAAUCUUUAAAUCAAUAAUAUCAUUGUUAAUAUUAAAAAUGUUAAAGUGUAAGAAAAUAACCUAUUUGGUAAGGUACAUCCAUAAAAUUAACUAUUUAAAUUGAAUUGCCAUUCAUUAAUGAUCCAAAAUGCUCACUUUUUAAAUUUACAAAAUUUAGCUGUGUUUUAUCUUUAUGAAAUUAAUUAGAUAGUUUUCGAUUCUAUAAUAUUUGAAAACUCUUAAUAAAAGCAUAAAGUUCCUGUCUCUCAAUUUUGCACUGAUCAAGAAUAACUUAUUAAUUAACCAUUUUAAGUUUUAGGCUUUCAGUAGGUAACAUUAUCAAACAUUAAAAUUAUUAAUCAAUUUAGUAUCAACUACUCAUUAAUGGAUAUAAAUUUUAGUAAUCAGUUUAUUAUUGAUAGAAUAGGGAAAAUAAUAUUAGCGAAUAUAUAGUUUAGAGGAAAUGUAAUAUUAUAGAACAAACUAGUCACAUCAAUAUCAUUGGUAAAUAUAUACUCUCAAUAUAAUUUAAAUAUAAAAUUGGACAAUAUUUAGUUUACGUAGAAUAUUAUCAAUUAAUAAAUUGACGGAACCAUUGGCACAUAAAUGGAUUUAUUACAUGUAAGUUCAUUAGACAGUGUAGUUUAAAUUCAACAGAUAUAUUUUUAUCAAAAUGCCUUAACUAAUUCUUCUAAUCCAUUUAUUACUCUUAGUGCUACUGUGAUUGAAAUUUCUAAUCUUAUCUUUAUGAAUUCUAAUGUUUUAUCAUAAAAGUUAUGGCAACAAUUCUAUGAUUUUGAAUUAGAGGAUUAAUAUAAUCAAUAGGAGAUUAACUAAAUUAUUCAAACAACAUUUAACAUGUAAAAUUCAGGGAUUUAUAUUGUAGCUUCUAAUUUUAGUUGUAAGGAUAGUCUUUUUUAAGAAAUUAUUGCUGUUAAAAGUCCUGUUUUUUUUAUUCAAACUCAAGGAUAGGGAAUAAUCAAAAUAAGUAACGUCUCAAUAUAUUCUAUUUAUAAUAAUCUAAAAGAAAGUGGAGGUUCAGGUUGCAUUAGUGUAGAUUCAGCAGGCAGCCAUUUAUUUAUUGAUCUAAAACAAAUCAAAUUUACAAACAUUUUCAAUAGAAUGGCUGCUUCAUUAUUUACAAUUACUCCCUCUUUAAAAUAAAAUGUUAUACGUUUAAAUAAUAUUGAAAUAAGGAAUUGUCUUUCCUUAAUAAAUACAAUUAUGUUUGUUAAAUUUUCAGCAGAAGUUAUGUAAUAAAGCUUAGUAAGUAUUAAUAAAUUAUCCAUUUAUUAAAGCGAAGAAUUGUGGUUUUAAUUAUUUUCCUUGAUUGGUCCAAUUACAUCAUUAGAAUUAGGUAGAAUACAUAGUGAAGAGAAUGCUAUGAUUUUCUUUGAGAAUUGUAAAAUUGAUAUCCGAAAUCUGACUAUUGAAGGAAUAGUCAUCUCUCCAAUCUUAAAAUUUUAAAAUGCUUUUAAAUUAAAACUUUUAGAUUGUCAACUAGUAUUUAUACAAAAAUUAUAUUCUUUCGAUCUCAUACACAUAACUUAAACCUCAGCAACUGAAUCAACGAUUUCUAUUGAGAAACUAAAGAUAAUUAAAAGCAAUACUUAUAAAUAAAAAUAGAACGCAAUUCCUAAUUUUUCUGACUUGAAUUAUGAAAUUGUAGGAUGCAGAAUCUGGAGAAAUACCUCAGUAACACAAUAAACUUCUUUUUCAGACAUCAUAAGUUAGAUAUAAUCUUUUGUUCAAUCAAAUCAGAUGAUAUAUGUGAAAAGUAUCUCUGACUAAAAUUCCCUUGUGCUUUAACAGAUACAAAUAAUUAAUAAUAAUGGAUCAGACUUUUCAAAUGGAAUAAUCACUUUUGAGGUUGAACAAUUCAAAAUUUUUAAAAUAAACUGA